Messenger RNA from Pseudozyma hubeiensis SY62, 2457 nucleotides. Its product is annotated as peroxisomal copper amine oxidase. Gene Ontology annotation, biological process: amine metabolic process. The record is from RefSeq and is a predicted model, not a curated record. The transcript has a single exon. The coding region runs from base 1 to 2457 and encodes 818 amino acids. Gene Ontology annotation, molecular function: quinone binding; copper ion binding; primary methylamine oxidase activity. NCBI's taxonomy places the organism in Eukaryota, Fungi, Basidiomycota, Ustilaginomycetes, Ustilaginales, Ustilaginaceae.
AUGAUGUCGUCCACUCAAUCUGAUUCCUUCAAUCCUUCGGGCGCCGCUCGCCGAACCGGUCUGCAGCUUGACCACCACCCUCUCGAUCCCUUGACCGCUCAGGAGAUCGCCGCUGUUUCGCUCAUCGUGCGAAGCCACUUUGCUGCCCGCACUUCGGUCAAAGCCGUCAAGUUCUGCAGCUCGCUCCUCAUUCCGCCCGUCAAGGCUGCCGUGCUCUACGCGCUCGGUCUUCCGCUCCCUCGCGGCACCAAGCUCGAUGACCGCAAGGCUUUGCAGCUGCUCAACCGACGGGCAGAGGUGCAGCUGAUCGAUGUCGUCACUGGCGAUACCUACGAGGUCAACGUUGCUAUUGCAAACGACCUGCCUCUUCCAGGUCGGGAUGGCAAGUACGCACCUGCCACCGCCGAUGCCCUCGGCAAAGUCGAGAGCAUCAAGAAGCUCGACAUUGGUGUGCAGCCCAGUCUGACUCCAGAGGAGGUCAACGAGGCCGAAAACAUCAUGCGCGCCGACCCGCGCAUCGUCGCCAUCGCUCGAGAGGUCGGCAUCGAGCCCGAGAACAUGUGGGCCGACGGUUGGUCGCUCGGAUACGACGACCGAUUCGACAAGAGCAUUCGCAUUCAGCAAUGCCUCGUCUACGCCCGAAAGAGCGAACACGAGAACCUCUAUGCUCAUCCCAUGGACUUCUACCCCGUCAUUGACUGCAAUGCUGGCAAGGUCAUCGCUAUCGACUUCCCCGGUCAUCGCGAUCCCAUCACCGGCAAGCUCUCCACACCGAAUGGAACCACCAAGCCCGGUCCGGUCACCAUGGAUGGCGACGCGGCACUGGCGUACUCCGGUCGCAAACGUAUCCCCCCUCCUAUGGAGUCGUUCGACUAUCUGCCCGAGCUCAUGGCUCUCGACCCUAAGAUGCCUGCGCUUCGAACCGACCUCAAGCCUCUUCACGUUGUGCAACCUGAAGGUGUGAGCUUCAAGCUCAACGGCAAUGAGCUCGAAUGGCAGAAGUGGAAGAUGCACAUCGGCUUCCACCCUCGUGAUGGCCUUGUUCUCUCCACCAUCAGCUACAACGACAAGGGCAACGUCCGCCCGAUUGUCUAUCGCAUGUCGGUUGCUGAAAUGGUGGUACCUUACGCUUCCACCGAGCACCCUCACCCUCGCAAGUUCGCCUUUGACGUGGGAGAGUACGGCAUGGGUACGCUCGCCAACAGUCUCAAGCUCGGAUGCGACUGCCUCGGCACCAUCCACUACCUUGAUGGUCACUACGUCGCCCUUGAUGGCACGCCUACUGCGGUGGAGAAUGCCAUUUGCAUCCACGAAGAGGACGCAGGAAUCGCAUGGAAGCACACCGACUACCGACCUGGUGGAAAGGUGCGUUCGGCUCGUGGGCGAAAGCUCGUGGUGCAGAUGAUCUGCACCAUCGCCAACUACGAGUACAUCUUUGCCUACAUGUUCCACACGGAUGGUAGCAUCCAGCUCGAAACCAAGCUUUCGGGUAUCCUGAACCUCUACGUCAAGGACCGCGAUGAGCCCAACCCGUACGGUGUCGAGGUUGCACCUCAGGUCAACGCGCACUACCACCAGCAUCUAUUUGCUCUCAAGAUCGAUCCCAUGGUGGACGGCUGCGAGAACACGGUCAUCCAAACCGACUGCGAGCCGACACGCGCACCUACGGGAUCGGAAAGCAACUAUCUCGGCAACGGGUUCGUCACGGUCAAGACACCCAUCAACGUUUCCGGCGGUUACGACUGGGAUUGGUCUCGACACCGAACCUGGGCGAUCUACAACACGGCGAAGCAGCACUACGCUGCAGGUCUACCCGUCGGAUACAAGAUCCACACGCGGGACUGGGAGCCCUUGGCGCUGCAGAACGACUCGAUGGUGGCUCAGCGUGCCGAGUUCACCAAGCACGCGCUCUGGGUGACCAAGUUCAACGAAGAGCAGCUGUGGCCCGCGGGCAAGUACGUCCCCCAGCAGCGUGGCACCGCACCGGAUUCGUUGGGACACUGGGCGAAUGAGAAGAACAAGGUGGACGACGAGGAGAUCACUGUGCACGCCAUCUACGGUAUCACACACAUCCCUCAUGCGGAGCAGUUCCCGGUGAUGCCGGUGGAGCAUCUCAACGUCUGGCUCAAGCCCGCCAACUUCUUCGACUUCAACCCGGCGCAGGAUCUGCCCGCCCUCAACGAUCCUUUCUCGAGGAGUGCGUUUGGCGAGAAUGAGGGCAAGCCGCAGCUGGAUGUAAAGGCGAAUCCGGCGGCUCCUGCCUCGAGCGGGAAUGCUGCUGCUGCUGCUGCGGCGGCGGGUGGCUGCUGCUCGAGCAAGAAGUCUGUCACGGUGCCUCAACCAAGACAGGGGAUCAGCUUGUCUGCUCCCUCUAAGGCGUCCGGCUCGUCAUCGGCUGCUCCUUCGCAUCCGCAAAUCUGCGCUUGCUGCGCCAACGACAGCUCGAGUCGUCUGUGA